AUGGAUAAUAUGUAUCUUAAUGGGCAAAAUAUGAAAGAGCAAUAAUCUAAAAAAGAAAUGGACAGUUAUCAUGAAGAUUAGUUUAAUUAAAAUAAUUUAUAAUUAAUAUGUUCUUAAUCAAUACCUCUUGAAUCUGAAAAAUAAAACAAAUACACUUUUUCUGAUAUUGUAAAGUAUUGUAUUGUAGGAGCGAUGAUAGGAGCUUUAAUUCAAGAAAUAUUUUACUUGCUAAUCAAAUAAAAAUUUGAGUUAGUAAUAUUAGGACCUGUAGUAGGAAGUUUUGCUCCUUUAAUAGUGAUGGCUUUGAAACACUAUUAUUAGAAUUAACAAUAAAAUAGGCUAAGUGAUUAUGAAAAAUUAGUUGGAAUUAAUUACUUCAAAGAAGUAAAUGGAAGAGAUUACACAAAAGAAGAGUUUGAUAAAAAGUUUAAUAGGUCUCUCUUAUUUGAAGAUCCUAAUAAAUAACCAACUAAGGCUUUGGCGCAGAAUGCACUUUUAAGAUAAACUAAAUUAAAAUAAGCAAAAGUGAUGGUUUAUAAGAAGUAUGGCUGGGAAGAGUGA
Molecule: messenger RNA, 561 nt
Organism: Tetrahymena thermophila SB210
Lineage: Eukaryota; Ciliophora; Oligohymenophorea; Hymenostomatida; Tetrahymenidae
Product: transmembrane protein, putative
Exons: 2
Source: RefSeq, a predicted model, not a curated record